Molecule: messenger RNA, 811 nt
Organism: Triplophysa dalaica
Lineage: Eukaryota; Metazoa; Chordata; Actinopteri; Cypriniformes; Nemacheilidae
Gene: mettl5
Product: methyltransferase 5, N6-adenosine
Exons: 7
Coding region: 107-730 (207 amino acids)
Biological process (GO): rRNA methylation
Molecular function (GO): rRNA (adenine-N6-)-methyltransferase activity; nucleic acid binding
Source: RefSeq, a predicted model, not a curated record
CGCAAACAUGUGUACAUGUUUUCAUAAGAACUCUGCUUGUCAAGACGCUGUUUAAACGUUUACGUUUGUGAUAAUGGAUCUGUGAAAAAAGUGAUCUCAUGUUGACAUGAAGCUGAAGGAGUUGGAGAGUUGUCUUCAGCAGGUGGACGGGUUUGAAGAGCCCAAAAUCCUCCUGGAGCAGUACCCCACCAGCCCUCACAUAGCAGGUUGUAUGUUAUACACCAUCCAUAACACAUUUGAUGACAUACAGAACAAGCUUGUAGCUGAUUUGGGCUGUGGCUGUGGGGUGCUGUCUAUAGGAGCAUCAGUCCUUGAUGCUGGGUUUUGUGUGGGAUUUGACAUUGAUGAAGAUGCUUUGGAGAUAUUUAAACGAAAUGUGGAAGAAUUCGAAUUGUCGAACAUUGAUGUCGUCCAGUGUGACAUUUGCUCUAUGGGAUCUUUGUACGGCAAGAAAUUUGACACGGUUAUCAUGAAUCCUCCGUUCGGCACAAAGCAUAACCAAGGUAUUGACAUGCAGUUUCUGAGGACAGCAAUAUCCAUGGCCAGAACGGCUGUGUAUUCUCUUCACAAGACCUCCACGCGAGAUCACAUUCAGAAGAAAGCAAAUGACUGGAAAGUGAAAAUGGAGGUCAUUGCAGAGCUUAGAUAUGAUCUACCAGCAUCUUUCAGGUUCCACAAAAAGAAGUCGGUUGAUAUUCAAGUGGACUUCAUUCGAUUCACACCAGCAUAAAGUGCAAUUUUUUUUUUUAAUUCCAUUUCUCAAAAUGAAUUUUAUAUUGUAUCAUAACAAUAAACAACAUUGUUGUUACUA